AACAUCCUUUUGGUGAACGGCAUGGCGUGCGGAGAGAUCAAGAUCACCGACUUUGGCCUUUCCAAGAUCAUGGACGACGACAGCUACAAUUCUGUGGACGGGAUGGAGCUGACCUCCCAGGGAGCAGGGACCUACUGGUAUGCACUUACACACACUUGCAAGUAUGCACACGUACACAUAAGCAAACAAACACACGCAAAAUGAAAAAAAAAGUUGCCAUUGCUGACUGUUGUAACACACUCAAUCUACCGUUACUAAUUGUAAUGCCCUCUCUGCAGGUACCUGCCCCCAGAGUGUUUUGUGGUGGGGAAGGACCCCCCAAGAGCUACACCAAGGUGGACGUGUGGUCGGUGGGGGUCAUCUUCUUCCAGAGCCUUUACGGACGCAAGGUAAACACACACACAAACACCACACUCAAGUAAACGCUUGAAUGGAUUCCCCUCUGCACACUAUGUGCCCUUGCAAUGUUUUGGUUACAUCAUACAGUGGGGAAAAAAAGUAUUUAGUCAACCACCAAUUGUGCAAGUUCUCCCACUUAAAAAGAUGAGAGAGGCCUGUAAUUUUCAUCAUAGGUACACGUCAACUAUGACAGACAAAUUGAGAAAAAAAUAUCCAGAAAAUCACAUUGUAGGAUUUUUAAUGAAUUUAUUUGCAAAUUAUGGUGGAAAAUAAGUAUUUGGUCACCUACAAACAAGCAAGAUUUCUGGCUCUCACAGACCUGUAACUUCUUCUUUAAGAGGCUCCUCUGUCCUCCAAUCGUUACCUGUAUUAAUGGCACCUGUUUGAACUUGUUAUCAGUAAAAAAGACACCUGUCCACAACCUCAAACAGUCACACUCCAAACUCCACUAUGGCCAAGACCAAAGUGCUGUCAAAGGACACCAGAAACAAAAUUGUAGACCUGCACCAGGCUGGGAAGACUGAAUCUGCAAUAGGUAAGCAGCUUGGUUUGAAGAAAUCAACUGUGGGAGCAAUUAUUAGGAAAUGGAAGACAUACAAGACCACUGAUAAUCUCCCUCGAUCUGGGGCUCCACGCAAGAUCUCACCCCGUGGGGUCAAAAUGAUCACAAGAACGGUGAGCAAAAAUCCCAGAACCACACGGGGGGACCUAGUGAAUGACCUGCAGAGAGCUGGGACCAAAGUAACAAAGCCUACCAUCAGUAACACACUACGCCGCCAGGGACUCAAAUCCUGCAGUACCAGACGUGUCCCCCUGCUUAAGCCAGUACAUGUCCAGGCCCGUCUGAAGUUUGCUAGAGUGCAUUUGGAUGAUCCAGAAGAGGAUUGGGAGAAUGUCAUAUGGUCAGAUGAAACCAAAAUAGAACUUUUUGGUAAAAACUCAACUCGUCGUGUUUGGAGGACAAAGAAUGCUGAGUUGCAUCCAAAGAACACCAUACCUACUGUGAAGCAUGGGGGUGGAAACAUCAUGCUUUGGGGCUGUAUAUCUGCAAAGGGACCAGGACGACUGAUCUGUGUAAAGGAAAGAAUGAAUGGGGCCAUGUAUCGUGAGAUUUUUAGUGAAAACCUCCUUCCAUCAGCAAGGGCAUUGAAGAUGAAACGUGGCUGGGUCUUUCAGCAUGACAAUGAUCCCAAACACACCGCCCGGGCAACGAAGGAGUUGCUUCGUAAGAAGCAUUUCAAGGUCCUGGAGUGGCCUAGCCAGUCUCCAGAUCUCAACCCCAUAGAAAAUCUUUGGAGGGAGUUGAAAGUCUGUGUUGCCCAGCGACAGCCCCAAAACAUCACUGCUCUAGAGGAGAUCUGCAAAAUACCAGCAACAGUGUGUGAAAACCUUGUGAAGACUUACAGAAAAUGUUUGACCUGUGUCAUUGCCAACAAAGGGUAUAUAACAAAGUAUUGAGAAACUUUUGUUAUUGACCAAAUACUUAUUUUCCACCAUAAUUUGCAAAUACAUUCAUUAAAAAUCCUAUAAUGUGAUUUUCUGGAAAAAAAAUUCUAUUUUUGUCUGUCAUAGUUGACGUGUACCUAUGAUGAAAAUUACAGGCCUCUCUCAUCUUUUUAAGUGGGAGAACUUGCACAAUUGGUGGCUGACUAAAUACUUUUUUUCCCCACUGUACCUGUCACUGUCUGAAACGGUACUCUAGAACCAGCUGUGAAAGCGCUCUAAGUCUGGUAGCGAGGCUACCGAAACGUUACACUUUUCAUAUGUAUUUGCUAGUCCAGUGUUUCCCAAACUUGGUCCUCGGGACCCCAAGGGGUGCACAUUUUGUUUUUUGUUAAGCUUUAAGCUUUCAACAAUGAUCUUGACAGUCUUGGAGCUGGUAGGCUUUCCCAAAGAACUUGUCCUUCAUUUCCCCUCUCUUUUUCCCCUCUAUCGCUUUUCUGUCUCCCUCUGUAAAAAAACGCUUUCAUUUUUUUCUCCUCUCCAGCCGUUUGGACACAACCAGUCCCAGCAGGACAUAUUGCAGGAGAACACCAUACUGAAAGCCAAAGAAGUGCAGUUUCCCCCCAAACCUGUGGUCACCACAGAAGCCAAGGUACGCAAUACACACUUGUAUGUACACACACACACACACUCACUCUCCACACACAGUCUGCUAACCCAUGUAAUCAAAACACACAGCUCACAUUUUAUAUAUUUAGAUGGCCAUCCUUUAACUCCUCACAAUCCUUUAUAUACCUUAUUAUUAUAAGAAUUCAGACCCUUUGCGAUGAGACUCGAAAUUGAGCUCAGAUGCAUCCUGUUUCCAUUGAUCAUCCUUGAGAUGUUUCUACAACUUGAUUGGAGUCCACCUGUGGUAAAUUCAAUUGAUUGGACAUGAUUUGGAAAGACACACACCUGUCUAUAUAAGGUCCCAUAGUUGAUAGUGCAUAUCAGAGCAAAAACCAAGCCAUGAGGUUGAAGGAAUUGUCCAUAGAGCUCCGAGAAAGGAUUGUGUCGAGGCACCAAAAGAUUUCUGCAGAAUUGAAGGUCCCCAUGAACACAUUGGCCUCCAUCAUUCUUAAAUGGAAGAAGUUUGGAACCACCAAGACUCUCCCUAGAGCAAGCCACCCAGUCAAACUGAGCAAUCGGGGGAGAAGGGCCUUGGUCAGGGAGGUGACCAAGAACCCGAUGGUCACUCUGACAGAGCUCCAGAGUUGCUCUGUGGAGAUGGGAGAACCUUCCAGAAGGACAAAUAUCUCUGCAGCACUCCACCAAUCAGUCCUUAAUGGUAGUGGCCAGACGGAAGCCACUCCUCAGUAAAAGACUUGACAGCCCACUUGGAGUUUGCCAAAAGGCACCUAAAGGACUCUGACCAUGAGAAACAAGAUUGAACUCUUUGGCCUGAAUGCCAAGCGUCACUUCUGGAGGAAACCUGGCACCAUCCCUACAGUGAAGCAUGGUGGUGGCAGCAUCAUGCUGUGGGGAUGUUUUUCAGUGGCAGGGACUGGGAGACUAGUCAGGAUCGAGGGAAAGAUGAACGGAGCAAAGUACAGAGAGAUCCUUGAUGAAAACCUGCUCCAAAGGUUCACCUUCCAGCAGGACAACAACCCUAAGCACACAGCCAAGACAACGCAGGAGUGGCUUCGGGACAAGUCUCUGAAUGUCCUUGAGUGGCCCAGCCAGAGCCCAGACUUGAAUCCACUCGACCAUCUCUGGAGAGACCUGAAAAUAACUGUGCAGCAACGCUCCCAUCCAACCUGACAGAGCUUUAGAGGAUCUGCAGAGAAGAAUGGGAGAAACUCCCCAAAUACAGGUGUGCCAAGCUUGUAGCGUCAUAUCCAAGAACACUCAAGGUUGUAAUCGUUGCCAAAGGUGCUUCAACAAAGUACUGAGUAAACGGUCUGAAUAUUUAUGUAAAUGUUAUUUUUCAGUUUUUUAUUUGGAAAACAUUUGCAAACAUUUUUAAAAACCAGUUUUUGCUUUGUCAUUAUGGGGGAUUGUGUGUACACUGGAUUAAAUAGUUUUUUUUCUUCAUCAUUUUAGAAUAAGGCUGUAACUUAACAAAAUGUGGAAAAAGUCAAAGGGUCUGAAUACUUUCAGAAUGCACUGUACAUUUAUGUAUUUUUGCCUCUGCUCUACAAUAAAACAUAUUUGUAACAAACUUCUCAUCUCGGUUCCUUUACCACUCUGUCUCUCUCCCUGUCCCCCCUCUCCUUUCCCAGUCCUUCAUCCGCCGCUGCCUGGCCUACCGCAAAGAGGAGCGCAUCGACGUGCUACAGCUGGCCCAAGACCCCUUCCUCAUGCCCUCUUACCGCAAGGCCCUGGCCACCAGAGCCGGAGGGCCUCUGGCGUCAGGCUCCACCUCCAGCGCUUACAACAACAGUGCCUCAAACUGA
Messenger RNA from Coregonus sp. 'balchen', 4277 nucleotides. NCBI's taxonomy places the organism in Eukaryota, Metazoa, Chordata, Actinopteri, Salmoniformes, Salmonidae. The record is from the annotation of a GenBank genome assembly.